Messenger RNA from Paramecium octaurelia, 1595 nucleotides. The record is from the annotation of a GenBank genome assembly. Lineage: Eukaryota; Ciliophora; Oligohymenophorea; Peniculida; Parameciidae.
AUGCAGCAAGUGGAAUUUGUCUUAAUAAAUGUUCUGGUUCAACAGCAAGUGAUUGUAUUUGUGGAUAAACUACUUUGUCUUAGUGUAGCUCAACUUAGAGGUGUUAGGAUAGUACGGCUGCUUCUGGAAAUUGUUUGAGUAUUUGUACGUCAAACUUUUAAAGUAAUUGUUCUUGUGGGCAAAGUUAAUAUAAUAAUUGUGAUGCCUCUAAAUACUGCGCGAAUGCAUCUGCAGCUUCUGGUUAAUGCUAUGAUAAUUGUACUUCUAGUCUUAGAUCAUCAUGUAUUUGUGGAACCACCUCUAAAUAAGGAUGCUCUAAUUCAUAAACUUGUGAAGAUUCUAAUGCUAGUACUGGUAAUUGCAUUUCAAUUCCAAGUUGUCUUAGUAAUUUUGAUAAUUCCUGUUAAUGUGGCACAUCUUAAAUUUCCCUAUGUUCCUCAUCCACUUAUUGUAGUGAUGUAAGCUAAUCCACAGGAGUUUGCUUAUAAAAUUGCAAUUAAAAUUUAAAAUAAAAUUGCAUUUGUGGAAUUACUAAUAAGGUUGCUUGUAAUAAUACUUAAACUUGCCAAACUGUAACUGAUUUAAAUGGGGUGUGUAUUGAAAAUUGUCAAAGAAAUUUAUAAAGUAACUGUUUGUGCGGUCAUUCGGCAACACCAUUUUGCGGUCAAAAUGAACAUUGCAGAGAUUAUAAAUAGUUUAUGGGAACUUGUGUUUAAGAAUGUAACCAAUUCUAAAAUAACUGUGUAUGCGGUACAUCAUAUUAUUCAGAAUGUACAUCUACAACGUAUUGUUCUUCUAAAUAAGAAGGUGUAUGCUUAGAAUAAUGCUCGCACUCUCAGUAGUCAAGCUGUAUAUGUGGGAUGAAAGUUAAAUAGGUUUGUUCAAGUAAUGAAAGCUGUGUUGAUCCAAAUGAUGAUAAUGGCAUUUGUAAUUAAGGAAUUUGCAUGUAAAAAUUUUAGUCUAAUUGCACUUGUGGGGUUGUUAAUUAAGUUAAUUGCAACAAAACUUAAUAUUGUUUAGAUUUUGCUGCCAUAAAUGGAAGUUGUUUUGAAAAAUGCAAACCAUACUAAAAUAAUUGUUUGUGCGGAAUAGAUAACUAUGACCUAUGUUUUGCUUCCACAUACUGCUUAUUAUAAUCUAGAGGCGUCUGUAUGCCAGAAUGCACUUCAACAGAUCCUCGAAAUUGCGUGGCCUUGUCUGAUAAUUCUGUAUGUCAAGAUUAUUUGAGUACCAUCUAUAAUGCCACCACUGGGAAAUGUGUAUCAAAUUGUCCAGAAAAUGGUUCAACUAAUUGUUUCUGUGGGUUGAUGUCAGCAAAUAUAGACUAGAAACAGAUAUGCUAAUCAGGCUUUGAGUGCAAAAAUGUUGCAACUUCAUAAAGUGAGUGCGUUGAAAAAUGUACAACAAAUAAAAAAUAAAGUUGCUAUUGUGGAUAAGAUAAAUCAUCAUAUUGUGAUGAAAAAUAAACCUGUGCAGAUCCCUCCUAAUAAAUUGGAGAAUGUACAAAUAAUAUUAGCGAGAUUCAAAAUGAUUAACAUUCAAAAAUUAUUCAUUUUGGAAUAUGUGCAAUAAUUGUUUUUUCCUUCAUCAUAUGA